Messenger RNA from Plutella xylostella (diamondback moth), 1345 nucleotides. It is a transcript of the gene Septin2, whose product is annotated as septin 2. The record is from RefSeq and is a predicted model, not a curated record. Lineage: Eukaryota; Metazoa; Arthropoda; Insecta; Lepidoptera; Plutellidae. Gene Ontology annotation, molecular function: GTP binding.
UAGCACAAAAGCGAUCAGCCAAUGGAAUUCAUGGAAUUUUGAUUCAGUAUUAUUGAUAAACAUGGCCGCGAUGGACGUCGAACCUCCAAAAGUGGAGACCAAUCUUCGUACGCUGAAGCUGUCGGGGCACGUCGGCUUCGACAGCCUCCCGGACCAGCUCGUCAACAAGAGCGUGCAAAAUGGGUUCGUCUUCAACAUCCUCUGUAUCGGUGAGACGGGGCUGGGCAAGUCCACGCUCAUGGACUCGCUGUUCAACACCAACUUCGAGUCGGUGCCGAGCCCGCACAACCUGCCCACUGUCAAGCUGAAGGCUCACACCUAUGAGCUGCAUGAGAGCAAUGUUCGACUGAAGCUGACGAUCUGCGACACGAUCGGCUACGGCGACCAGGUGAACAAGGAGGACAGCUUCAAGACGGUGGUGGACUACAUCGACGCGCAGUUCGAGGCCUACCUGCAGGAGGAGCUCAAGAUCAAGCGCGCCAUCCAGCAGUACCAUGAUAGCAGGCUCCAUGUGUGCCUGUACUUUAUAUGUCCUACUGGUCACGGGCUGAAGUCCAUCGACCUGGUGUGCAUGAAGAAGCUGGACACGAAGGUCAACAUCAUCCCCAUCAUCGCCAAGGCCGACACCAUCAGCAAGACGGAGCUGCAGAAGUUCAAGUCUAAGAUCAUCUCGGAGCUGUCAGCCAACGGAGUGUCCAUCUACCAGUUCCCAGAGGACGACGAGUCCGUCUCCGAGCUGAACGGAUCCAUGAACUCACACAUCCCCUUCGCAGUCGUGGGCAGUACGGACUUCGUGAAGAUUGGCAGCAAGAAUGUACGGGCUAGGCAGUAUCCUUGGGGAACUGUGCAAGUGGAGAACGAGUCCCACUGCGACUUCGUGAAGCUCCGCGAGAUGCUGAUCCGCACCAACAUGGAGGACAUGCGGGAGAAGACGCACGCGCGCCACUACGAGCUGUACCGGCGGCGGCGCCUGCAGCAGAUGGGCUUCAGCGACGUGGACGCCGACAACAAGCCCGUGUCCUUCCAACAGACGUUCGAGGCUAAACGCGCGACGCACGUGGCCGAGCUACAGGCGAAGGAGGACGAGAUGAGACAGAUGUUCGUGCAGAGAGUCAAGGAGAAGGAGGCUGAGCUGAAGGACGCCGAGAAAGAGCUGCACGCGAAGUUCGACAAGCUCAAGAAGGAGCACACGGAGGAAAAGAAGCGUCUUGAGGAACUGCGUAAGAAGCUUGAAGACGACACGCUGGAGCUGAACCGGCGCAAGCAGCAGGCCGCGCAGCCGCACCACACGCUCACGCUGGGCAAGAGCAAGAAGAAGUAGGGGGGGGGACGUUAGGCAAGAGCA